GAACGACCAGGCGUGGGAUAUAAUACCUGGUCGUGCGACGGCGAGUUCAUACUCAUCGAGAUUCUCCAAUUUGGCACGACAACUUUCAUGCCCACCGACGACGCCCCACCAUAAUAAUCACGCCCGUCCCACACACGUAACGUACCCACGGCCACAUCCACACCCAUGUCCCUCGCACUGCCGCGUAGGAUCGUUGGCAAGUGUCUCCGGCCCGACGGGUCGCCCGUCACCCGCGACAUCCACGAGGCCGACAAGCACGAGCCGCUCCUCAAAUCCUCAACUGUUCUCAAGUUCCAGUACCCUGCAACGCGGGACGCUCCCCCACCACCGCGCUCACCGCCGCGCUCACCACCACGCUCCACGCACGAACGGAGCGGAGGCCAUUACACUGGCCAGCGGGUUGGCCACCAGGCCACGACCAUGAUGCACCGUGACCACGACAUCGACCACGACAAUGGCCUCGACAUUGACUACGACAGCGGUGCUGCGCUUGACGUCGCGGGCUGGGCUUGGCACACGUGUUAA
Molecule: messenger RNA, 525 nt
Organism: Cutaneotrichosporon oleaginosum
Lineage: Eukaryota; Fungi; Basidiomycota; Tremellomycetes; Trichosporonales; Trichosporonaceae
Source: RefSeq, a predicted model, not a curated record